GUCUUCCCUCUCCACCCUGUCCUCCACUCCCUUCCCCCAUUCGAGUGGCGUCCGAAUCGUGCAUGCGAGAGUUGUCUGCUGCAGUACGAAUGCUACAUUUUUGUUUUGUUUGUUUUCAUUGAGAUUUUAAUAUUAGAGACAGCAGUUGUUCUUCCAUACAUAGUGGGUAAAAGUACAACAGUCUAAUAAUGACAGUGACCACAAGAAGAACUGCUAACACUGAAACAAUUCAUCACUUGUGGGAUGCAAUUGUAUAUGCCCGCCAGCAAAGGCAAAUUGCCAAUAUUGAGCGCAUAUCAAGUUACAUGCGCAGAAAACACAACAUUUCUCCUGAAGAUUUGGAGAAGCAGCUGCAGUGUGCUAUGCAAGAUGACUUAAUUGAAAUGAAAAGAAGUGUAGGAUGCAAAGGCUCUAAGGCUGGAGUUGAACAAGAUUCAUAUAGAAUACCAGAAAAAGAUGCUGUAAAAGAUGGACAUGACUGGUAUUGUUUUAGCUGUCAUAAAGGAGGGGAAGUUCUAUAUUGUUCCUCAUGUCAUCGAGUUUACCAUGAAACCUGCUUAAAGGAAAUGCCUGUUAAGAAUGAAAAAUUAGUGUGUGAAGUUUGUAAAAUGAUUAAAUCUAAAGACACUUUGAAAAUGGAUAGAGAUGACUUAAACUUACUAUUGGGCUAUGCCUGUUUGAGAUUGAAAGAAAAAGUUCUUAGUAAUCGCGAACUUCUUAAAAUAGCCCCAUCAGAAGAAGAAAAAUGGCGUCACAAUUUUUUAAUUUAUGAAACAAUGGAUUUGACUAUAAUGGAAGACAAAACACAAGAUAAUGUUUACAAAAGAUUGGAAGAAUUUCUGGCAGAUGCAAUGACACUUGUUCACAACAUCGUUAUCUAUUAUGGAGUUCAUAGUUCUGCAGCUGACACAGCUCGCCAAACUCUACGAGAUUGUCGCUAUGAUUUGAAUGAAAUACGGCAGUGCCGUGAUUGUUACAGAAUGUCUAAUGAAAAGCGUGAUAAAUUUUGGUUUUGUCAGCCUUGUGACCCACCUCAUGAAUUAGUCUAUGCAAAGCAAAAAGGUUAUCCUUUCUGGCCUGCUAAAGUAAUUAGUGUGAACAAUACUGUAUAUGAUGUCCGGUUUUUUGGAGGAUUGCAUCAAAGAGCAAAUGUGGAAAAAGAAAACAUUAAACCCAUCUCUACACCAAUACAACAACUGCAGUUGAAAAGAAGUGCCACUUUAAAUAAAGCCCUUGAGGAAUUGAAACGUCAUCAACAGUUGCUAGGACAAAUUCCCAAAGAGAAGAAAACGAAGAAACGUCCGCCUUCAGCCAAUUCUUCCCGUUCCAACUCUGCUUCCAGAUCCAGAUCACGAAAAGGAUCAGUUUCCAGUGAUGAGGAUAGGUCUGAAAAUGAAGCUGAAGAAGAAAAUUCUUCACAAGAUGAAUGUCCAACUUCUUCCUCACCUAAAGUACCUCGUUUUAAAGAUGCUCCAACUCCAGAAGACCAUAAUGUUGUUUCAUCGUCUUGUCAAGAAUCGUCUCCCAGUGCAAAAGUUACAGUUUCUACUCAAACACACAAAAAGCUUCUGGCUUCUCUCAUUCCACCUAAACCAAAACCUGAGGAAAAAGAAAUUCCGCCCUGUAACUGUGAGGAAAAAUAUAGUAAAAUGUUCAAAGAAUUUAAAGAGCGCCUGGAAACAGAACAGAAAGAAGAAAAAGAGAGAUCUUUGAGAGAAUUGGCUGAACGACUCCACUUAGAUUUUGAAGAAGAAAAGAAAAGAGUUAUAGCUGCAGCUAUUGAAAAAGUUCAGUUUGAAAUGAAUGAAGCAAGAAGAAUCUCUGAAGAACAACUCAAGAAUGCUCAUCUCAUGGAAAUGGCUACUGCAGUUGAACGUCACAAAAAUGAAAUUUCUGAAGUUAAAAAGAAACAAUGGUGUUACAAUUGUGAAGCUGAAGCUAUAUACCAUUGCUGUUGGAAUACCUCAUAUUGCAGUGUGGAUUGUCAGCAAGUCCACUGGCAUAAGGAACAUAAGCGUACUUGCAGACGAAAGCGGUAAUACCUUCAUCAUCUGUUAUUCUUUUGUAGUGUGGUUCAAGGGGAACAAAUUAUGGCCCACAACUUGUACUGUCAUGACAUAGUUAUUAAUUCACUUCUUUUUCAUUUGGGGAUCUUGUGUCUGCAACCAUGCAAUUGAACUUUUUCAAGCAUUUGGAACUUGUGGAUUUAGCUAUUUUUUGAAGCAGUGACUGUGGUACUGGUACUCAUAGUACGGUCUAAAAAAAUUAUUUAUCUAAAAUUAUUUUGAAUCAUCACCAUUUUAACAAUAAGGGUGGGAAGUCUAUAUGUAUAUGUAGCUUAUCAUUGACCGUACUUUUCAUGUUUUAUACUUUUUAUAUAGAUAAUCACCAUUUGGAUGUGUACGAGAAGUAUUUCAGCCAUUCGCUUGGCAUUUGUUUGACAAAGCCAAUGGUAAGGUAGUAUUCUGAUGCAAUUUUAAGUAAUAUAUAUGCGCCCAAUGCAUUUAUAAUUAGAUGAGAAGUCUAAUAUAUAGAUUGUUGAAUUGAUAUGAAAUGUAUAUACUUUUUUUAGACAAUUCUUUUCUUAGUUUUUAUAUUGUUUUUUAUUUCUUUAAAUAUAUAAAACUAAAUGGUUGAAAUGAUUUGUAUUUUUUAAACCAGUUAUUGCAGAAUAAGUUAUUUCGUCAUCAUUUGUGUAUUUUUUAAAAUUGGGAAUGUGCAUAAUUGUUAUAAACGUAGUCAUAAAUAUUGCCUAUCAAAAACUAAUUUUUUGAUGAAUUUUAUUAUAUUAAAAUUAUUUUAUAUUUUGAGUUUUUGUAUGUCCAAGCAAUGCAGUUAUGAAGCUGUUACAAAUUAAUGAGUAAAAAUAGUAGGAUUUUUUUUAAUUCCAAUCUUUGUUAAGUCAGAAAUUAUUUCCCAGAUUGCAUUUCACCUUAUAUAUAUAUAUAUAUAUAUAUAUAUAUAUAUAUUUCCUAAAUUUGAAGAGGGGGGGGGGAGUGAAAAAUUUGUUAUUUUUUCUUAAAAAUUAAGUGCAGACUAUAAAACACUAAAAAAAGAUGUCAUGAUAGUCAUUAAAAAAAAUAUUUUAAAAAUAUACUUCUAUUCUUUUUUUUUUUUGAAGUCUUGAAAUGAUAUAAAAAUGUUGAUAAUCCAAACCUUAAAUAAAUAACUAAGACAUUUUUAAUUAUUCUGAUUUUAUUAUCAAUGUACAAACCAAAUAUUUGAGCAUAUAAAACAAUGAGUAAAAAAUAUACUAACUAGGUAAAUAUUAACCAUCCUCUGUAUGGCGAUAUAUAAUAUGCUGACAUAUGCAAGUAUUUACUUUUUAGGAAAACAAGUAUGAUCUCUUUAUUGUGUAAUCCAUAAAUGUGUUAUUCAAUAUCUAGUCUAGUUUUUGAAGUAAGUUCCUUCAGAUUACUAAUAAAUAUAAUAAUAAAAGCUUCAUGUUUGUCAUAUUACAUUAUAUUGCAAUAAAGAGUAAUGCACAACUUUGAAGGCUAAUUUGUGUUUAAUAAUUUUAUAUAUAUUUUAAAAAUAAAAAACUAACAUCUUUGUGUUUUGUUUAGUUUCAAAUAUAAUAUGUUCAUUUUCCCAUGAAAAAAUCUGAUUAUGUAAUUUAAUAAGUUUUAUUUUUAAAAUAAGUUUAUGAAUGUAGAUGUGUAGUUUAAAACAAACCAUCUUCAUUUUUUCCAGAAGUAGGACACAGUAAGAAUUCAUUUGUGAAGAAACAAAUUAAUGAGCAUUUUAUGAAGGAAAUUUGUUGUUCUUCCAUAAAAAGAAUUAAGAAGGAAAGAAUUUAUUUACAUAUUUUUUAAAAAAAUAAUCUAUCUUCCGUUUUGUAAAAUAACUUUUCAUUUUAAAAUAUAACUUUGUGAUAUAAUCUUAGGUUAGGUUAUAAUGAAAAAUGUGAGAUCUUAAUUAGUCUGUCUUUUUUUUUAUUUUAUAUUAAAUGGAAUUCUCAAUAAAUGUUUCACAUAAUACAUACUUUAGGGUUUGUUUUUUUGCCCCUAAUUUAUUGUAUUUUUUCUUGAAUUUUGAAGCACAAAAUGCACAUUUUCAUAAGAAACAGUUGUCUGGAGAAUAAUAUUCAAGUAUAAUUUCUUAAUGCUUUAAAUUUUAAAUACAAUUUUAUUAUUUUAGCCUUUUUCUUUUCAUCAUUCUUAAAUGAUAAAAGUAUUUAUUUGCUUUUUAAUUAAAAUAUGUGGCAUUUUCGAAGUGAUGAUUCGAAGGAACAUGAUUUUGUUGAAGAUUGAAAUGCAGAUAUAUCUAUAUCAUAUUCAAUAUAUUUCUUUGUAUUGUAUUGUAAUGAGUAGUAUUUAGUAGUAGCUUUGAAAAUGAGUGACAUCAAAUUAUAUCAUUAAUAUAGGAUGUUGUGAAUUGUUAUCUAUAUAUAGACAUAUUUUUAAUCAAAAUUAAUUAGCCUCAUUUCAUUUAGAUAUGGUAAAAUUCUGUAUUCCCGACUGUAUAAUAAACUGAAUUUUGACUAAUUUAUUAACUUUUAAUAAAAAUACUUGUCUUUCAUUUCUUCGAAUGAUUCAAGCCAAUUUUGAUUUCAUAGCUAAGUUUAUGUUAGUGUUAUGAAUACUUAUUUGACUACUUUUUUUUUUUUUAUUAAUCAUUCAUUAUAAUUUUCUAAGAUUAAAUAACUAAAUAUGCUCACUGUUUUUAAUUAAAGCAGCAACUUUUUGGUAGAAAUUUCCAUUUUGCAGUGAUUACAAAUAUUACUACUCAGAAAUAGAGCAUUUUAUUCUACUUCUUUGAACAAUGGAACUAUAAUCAAAGAAAUUCAUUUUAUAUUAUAACAUUUGUGAUAAAUAAUAUUAAAUUGAGAAGAUUCAAUUCCAACAGUAUUGUAGAAUGUACUAUGAAUUAUUCAACAUAAUUUUCAAUGCAAAAUGAAUUUAGUUCCAUUAAUUCAACUUUCUUUUUAUUUAUCGUGUGUUAUUAUUAUGUAGCUAAGGCAUUACAUGCUCAUUGCAUCAUUAUAUUCAUUCAUUACCAUUAUAUGGAAAGGUUUUGUGACAAGAGCAAAACCAUUCUCAUGCAUUCAUCUAAAGGGAAGAAGUUUCCUUUCAUUGGUAAAAUUGUUACCUCAUAAGCUGCCUACAGUAUUGCAUCAUAUGGUUUAAAACUUUUGCUGUAGAUAAGUUCCUUAUCCCUCCACUUUUUACCGAACUUUAUUAUUUAAAUGGAUGCCAACAGGUACAUUCCUCAAAUAAUGGUUCAUUAAAUAUUUUAUAAUACAGAAAAAUGAAUCCUUAGAACAAAGACUUUUGGAAUGCUGUUUUUGAACAUGUGUCUACAGUUAGGAAAAAAAAUUUUUAUAUGAAAAACAAAACAAAAACUAUUUGUAUUUGAAAUUAAAUACUUCCAAAAACGAAAGCCACUUUUUAAUUCAUAAUUUAAUAUUAACUUUGCAUUUUAUAUUUAUGGAAACAAUAUCAUUUAAACUUUUUUUUUUACUACAAUUUGAAAUGAUUUCUUACUGUUGCUUUUAUUGGUUAAAAAGGUUAAUUAGAUGAAGCAUUUCUUAUCAUAAAAAUUAAAAACUUGGUAAUAUUUUAAGUUAAAGAAAAAAAUAAAACGGAUCCAUAUGGAUAAAAGUAGGUAAAUGUAGUAAUGCCCUCGGUAUGUAUAAAGCAUUAUAUGAGAAAUUUUGUCAUGCUCUAUGUAAUUUGGAUUUGAAAUGUUGACCUAUAAAAUGGACGGUUUUCAGUUUCAAAAGUGUUUUAAUAUGAUAAGAAUAGCAAUGUAGGUAUGUGUGAUAAUUUUGAAUUGUCUUACCAUAUAUUUCAUCAUUUUCAUGUGCACUUCAUCAGAUUUUAUUUAUUUGUUAUAAAAUUAAGCAUGUUUGAAUUAUGAUGAAAAAUUUAUUGUAUUUCAUUGUGUUUUCAUGUUCUUUGUCUUAUCAGAUAUUUUGAUUAAUAUUAUGAUUUCAUUAUAUGUGAUAUUUAAAGCACAUUUUUUUUCUCAGAGUGUAUUUAGAAGUUUCAUAGUGUAAAUAUGUUCAUUAGCGUUACAGUGUGCUUGAAAUUACUUUUAAUGCUUUUUUUUUCUUUCUUUUUUUUGAAAUAUGGAUUCCAGAAUCAUUGGCAAAAAAAAUAAAAUAGCACAAUAUACUUAUUACUUAGCAUUUCAAACUAUGCACUUUCUGAAUCUUAGAGCAUCUAAUUUUAAUGAUGUUUUAAGAAAAUUGUAGUUUCUAAUUAUUUUUUAUAUCAGUUUAACAUCAAACAUUUUUAAGACUGUGAAACAUAAACUUGCUUAUAUGUUGUAGAACUAUGCAAUUAAUAGGUUUACUUGUAUGAGAAAAACCCUCAAAAUUCUCUGGUAAACUUGUGAUAAAUCUAUGCAAGGCAAUCUACAUAUUCUGUUCCAUGUAUAACGAAAAAUAUUUGUUAUUCUACAAGUGUACUGUCUUUAUUUUUUGUUAAACCAAACAGUUGCUUGUAUUUGUAUGAAACCUUAAUAUUGCUUAACCUGGUGAUUGGUAAUAAAUUCUUAUAAGUAGAA
Argiope bruennichi is the source of this 6513-nucleotide messenger RNA. Its product is annotated as zinc finger MYND domain-containing protein 11-like. The record is from RefSeq and is a predicted model, not a curated record. Lineage: Eukaryota; Metazoa; Arthropoda; Arachnida; Araneae; Araneidae. Gene Ontology annotation, molecular function: transcription corepressor activity; protein binding. The coding region runs from base 189 to 2039 and encodes 616 amino acids. Gene Ontology annotation, biological process: regulation of transcription elongation by RNA polymerase II. The transcript is spliced from 12 exons.